AUGCUGAAAUCUAUUCUAAUACUCCUCCUGGGCACAGCCCACGCUGCCAGGGCGGCCGACACGCAAGUGGUCUUCGCUCCUGAGUCCGAAACUCCCCAGCCGAGCAAGCUUGAGCACGCUGUUGACAACGCAAUUCUUGCCGCUUUGGAAGUGCAUUCAGACCCAGUUGCGGCGCUUAUCUCUUUGGAUCCCGAGAAUGAAUUGCUUCUUGCUCAACCACGUCUCCUACGUGUCCUGGGUGAUGACUCUGAGCCACAAUGGAUGACUGAAGGAGACAAGCUGCGCCUCCGUAGACAAGGCAAGAACUUUAUGGAUAUUACCGACCAUGAAGAAUUUUAUGCAGAGCAGAUACAUACUUUGACUGCUGGCAAGCCACACCUCCCUGAGUUGGUUCAUGAAAGCCUUAUCCGGCCUCUGUUCUCAAAGGUUAAUCAGCCGCGUAUGGUUGAUGUUCUCCACCAUAUGACCGGUUACUAUAAUCGAUACUAUGGAGAUAUUCAUGGUGAAUUGAGCUCCGAGUGGCUCCACGAACACAUUGCUGAGAUUAUCGCCAAAUCUCCAUUCCGUACCCAUAUCUCGCUCGAGUAUUUCACCCACCCUUUCCCACAGUCAUCGAUCAUCGCUCGUUUCGAGCCAAAGGUUCGCAAUGCUUCUGCGCCAUUGACCAUCCUUGGUGCGCACCAGGACUCGGCCAAUUAUCUCUUUCCUCUCCUGCCAGCCCCUGGAGCGGAUGACGACUGCUCAGGUACGGUGAGUAUUCUGGAGGCAUUCCGGAUUCUGGCUGAGAGCGGCUACACGCCUAUGAAUGGUCCGGUCGAGUUCCACUGGUACGCAGCCGAAGAGGGUGGCUUGCUGGGCAGUCAGCACCUUGCCAGGUACAAGAAGGAACAGAACACAGUGAUCGGAGCGAUGAUGGAGUUUGACAUGACGGCGUUCAUUGCCCGCAAUGCGACCGAGACUAUCGGAUUUAUUUCGACUCAGGCUGAUGCGGCUCUUACCAACUGGACCGUGAGCCUGAGCGAGAAAUAUAUCUCGAUCCCCGCGGAGAUUUAUGAUUUGGGACCGUCCGCUGGCUCUGAUUACAUGUCGUACACACAACUCAACUACCCCGCUGCUUUUGCCUCGGAGGGCAAUCCUUUAGCGGGGGGUCGUUUCCCUGGUGAGUAUGAUCCCUAUGUUCAUUCUUCCCGUGACACCAUGUGGGUGAAUGAUGAAGCUGGGUACUUCUCUGUCGAUCACAUGGCGCGAUUCACCGAACUAGCGAUAGCCUUUGUGGUGGAACAGGCAGGUUGGAACAACGCAUGGCGGUAA
This is a messenger RNA of Penicillium pulvis, 1311 nucleotides long. RefSeq names its product peptidase family M28. Lineage: Eukaryota; Fungi; Ascomycota; Eurotiomycetes; Eurotiales; Aspergillaceae. Bases 1 to 1311 code for a protein of 436 amino acids. Gene Ontology annotation, biological process: proteolysis. Gene Ontology annotation, molecular function: metalloexopeptidase activity. The record is from RefSeq and is a predicted model, not a curated record. The transcript is spliced from 6 exons.